Bacillus rossius redtenbacheri is the source of this 4701-nucleotide messenger RNA. RefSeq lists its product as uncharacterized. Gene Ontology annotation, molecular function: protein binding. NCBI's taxonomy places the organism in Eukaryota, Metazoa, Arthropoda, Insecta, Phasmatodea, Bacillidae. The transcript is spliced from 7 exons. Bases 681 to 3458 code for a protein of 925 amino acids. The record is from RefSeq and is a predicted model, not a curated record.
CCCCUGUUCCGACGUCUCUGUAACGUUCCCAUUUCUGCUACUAGACAAGUAUUUCGGUGUGAACUGAAUGUUACAAGUACCUUCUACUCGGUUAGGUUAUUGGCUAUCGAUUGUAGUUUUAGGAACACACAAACAAUUUAUAUAUAUAUAUAUAUAUAUAUAUAUAUAUAUAUGUGUGUGUGUGUGUGUGUGUGUGUACAAGAUGUUUUAAUAGCAGGGGGACAAUGUUUUUCCAGCCAUUUAUUUUCCACUUCCCAGCCGGGCGCCCGGGCCCCUAAGGCUACCGGGCCCCUGGGCAUUUGCCCCUUUUGCCCCCCCCCCCUCUCGGCGGCCCUGGUCCGAGAUACGACAAAGGCGACAUACUCGUCCGAAACGUAUGUGUCAACAGAGGCAGAAGGUAAAGAAAUACAUCACUUAACAAAGUUAUAAUCAUAAGGUAUAAAUACUCUCAUUUGAUGAUCAGCGUACGCCUACAGAAUCGUUACGUUCAUGCUUUUGUAAUUACGAAUCUGAAACAAACUUUGAAUUCCCGCUCACAUUAUCCUUGUCACGUGAUAGGUGUUGACCACACAGUUAUACAUGUCAUGGUAUAGCGAACGCUCCCUCUACCUAUUAUACCUCUAUGGAAUGGACAGUGGUGUGAACCUAACGGAAAGCGAAAUAUUUUACCUACCGACACAAUGAAAGAAAUAACUUUUGUUAUGUUGCAGCACUUGACAAAUAAUUUUGGAGGUUUAUUUUCGUUCAGCGAGAAAGGCCACUUGGCCAACUGCGAAGCCCAGCUCCGGCGGAAGAUGAUCCUGGCCCUGCAGGAGACGUCACUCUGCCCCCAGCCCGAGGACCAAUCAGAGUUCUUCCCGUCGGCGCGGAGCCACGCCCUCGCCUUCCUGGUGGCGGAGUUCCUCCAGGGGCGGGGCUACCCCUACACGCUGUCUGUGUUCGCCAGCGAGGCGCGCCUGCCGCCGGCGGGCGGGCCCUGGCCCUGGGACAGCGGCCGGGACCGCUCGUCGCUGCGGCUGGCGCGGCGGGACGUGGAACACGUGCUGGGGGCGCUGGGGCUCCCCGCGGGCUCCCGGGAGGCGGCGUCCGUGUGCGACGCCUACGAGGCCGGGCGGGAGCCGCUCCUGCCGUGCGUCGUCCAGGGACUCCUGCCGGUCCCCGCCGUCGACACCUCGCUUCCCGCCGGCCGGGCGGCGAGGAGCCCCAAGGUGAAGAGGCUGGUCCGGAGAUUGAAGAGGCACUACAGGCGCGAGGUGUCGGAGGCGCGCGCGCGGCUGGAGGGCCAGCACGAGCGGGCCGUGGCGGAGCUGCGCGCCCUGCAUCAGCGUGAUUUGGAGGACGCUUGGCAGGAGCACCGCGCGGCUGAGGAGACGCACCAGCGCCGGGAGGAGGCGCUCGUGCGGGCGGAGGCACUCGCGCGGGCGGAGGUCGCCCGGCACGACGCUGAGGCGCGCGAGACGCAGGACGCGCGGGCACGGCUGGCGCGAGACGCCAUGCAGCUGCAGCACCAGAGGAACGAGAUCGACAUGCGAGUGCGCUUCCUCGAGGACUACUUGGCGGAGCUGAGGCAGCGCGAGAACAACUUCCAAGAGGAGAGCCAGCGAGAGCUGUCUCUCAUCGCAGAGCAGAGGAGGAAACAAGAGCUGAAACAGAAGCAGCUGGACGAAGGAUUCCGACGGCUGGAAGAGGAGCGGGCGGCCGUGCGGGGCAGCUACGAGCGCCUGCUUCAGGCGUCGGCGUCCGCGGGCGUCUCGGCGCGCCUGCGGCCGGAGCCGGCGCGGCCCUCCGUGCGGCACGGAGCCCAGCAGACCGACCCUCUGCCCCAGCCCCGGCCCCAGGAGGGGCAGACUGCAUCGUCCGACACCGUGAGGCAACUGCGGGACGAGAACUGCGAGCUGCGCAUGUACGUGCGCCAGCUCCGCCAGCGCAUCAGCGAGCUCAUCCUGCAGUCCGUGCAGGUGGCGAAGCAGCUGGAGAGCGCCCACGACGCCGUGCGGCUGCUGUCCAGCCGACCCGCACAGCAGGCGGCACCGCGCGAGCGUGACGGGAGCCCGCGGCCCGGGGCCGCCGCACACAGCAGCAGCAGCGGGGACUCCGACGGGGGCAGCCCCACGGACGCGGUGCUCCGCGAGACCAGGGACCGGCUGCGGGAGCUGGAGGAGGAGAGCGAGGCGGUGGACCGCAGCUACGAGCGCUUCCGGCUGCGCCAGACCAGGAGCCUGGCCGAGCCCGCGCUUCACGACUUGCUGCAGCGGUACAGGCGCAGCCAGCACGCCACGCCACUCUUCCUGCCUCCUCCACCGUCGACUGUCCCGGGUGGCCAUACGCUGUUACCAGGCGUGCCCCGAACAGAACACCCGAGGAACUACCUCCCUCAGCCACCGGCACCCAUCGGCAGUAUCGAUGCCUCUCCAGUCAGCAACGACGCAACGGGAAGUAGUGAAAUUGCAGCAACAAAUGUAACGAUUGAUGAUGCGCACAAAGCCGCAGUAAACCGCAGAUUGGUGAACUCCAACACUGUGAAAGACUAUGGUGUGAGGCAAACUAGCCUGUCAUUCAGUCCACAAGAAACACAAGCAGACAGUGACAAGCUUAACUUAAACGCCAGUGCAGUGGAGUUAAGAGGAAGUUUUCAGGAAGCUCUUCCGGCAGUCCGAGAUCAAGGUGGGCCUUUGAGUGGCAAUGAUAAAAUGAAUGGGAAUAUACGUGAUAUAACACAGGAGCCUUUGGUCCGUAGCGACAAGUUGGAGAAUGGGACACUGUGUAGCAGAGCAAAGGAGCCUUUGGAGCAUAGCGAUGGUGUAGAAAAUUGGAUAGAACAAAGUAUGUCAGUGAAUACAGAGAUGCUAGGAAAUGAAAACAGGCACAACUUGAUACUAGAGCCUGCCAUUGGUGAAGGCGUGCUGGAAAAUGAGAGGAACUCUAACAUAAUAGAACAGGAAUCAAAAUUCCAGGCAUCUGCUGCAUCAAACGAGCAAAGGGAGUUCACGCAGCAAGAUGAAGCCCUGAUGCAGCAAGCUAUCAAUAAGUGUGACGUCAGUGAGGACAGGAUACCAGAAACAGCGGUAGAGCCGCAAUCAGAGAGUGUUGUAAUUAAGACGGGACUGCAGCAAGAGGAGGGUGAAGUGGAAGGGUCAUUGGGGUCAUCGCAGUCAGAAGCUGGAUCCAGCGAAGACAUUGAUGGAGGUGUGUCAGAGCCUGAAGCAGCGGAUAUAAUCGCGGAGAGAAGAGUGUGUCCUGAGGUGUCGCAGGAACAAGCGCCGGAGCGACAAGCGUCAACAACCCGAGACCCCAGUCCCGUGGCCAGUGUGCACAGCCAUGCGUCCGCGGAGUUAGGACACGACAGGGAGAUUCAAGAAGUACUUACAGAAGGGUCACUGUCAAGCGUGGCUCUGAGUAGCGACCAGGCAGUCUCCGCCGGCCGCAAGAGCGACGAAGAUGACGACAGCUUUUGGUGAACUUUGCCAGCAGCAAGUGUGACGAAUAUGACGACAGCGUCUGGUGAACUUUGUUGGCAGCAAAAGGGACGAAGAUGACAACAGCGUUUGGUGAACUUCGCCAGCAGCAAGAAUGAUGAAGAAGAUGAUGACAGCUCCUGGUGAAUUUUCACUUGCAGCACGAGGGACCAAGAUGACGACAGUUUCUGGCGUGCCACCUCCGACUCCAGCGCCUGGUUGGCCGCGCGCUGCUCCAGCGCCUCCUGCCGGCUGGAUGCCAGCAUCGCCUCCAGCGAGGACGCUCCGGCACGGUCCCGCUCCAUCUGGUCCCGGAGCGCUUCGUGCUCCUCGCGAAGCCGUGCCACCUCGCUCUCCAGCUGCGCAAACAUGACACACCUGCGUCUGCUCUCUGCCCGGCUCAAGAAAGCUCAUCAAACCCUGCCUUGCCAGUCCGUUUCGAGUUCAUGCAAAUUUUCUUCCAAAAUAACUAUAAAUAGGGAUACCUGCAGAGAUGCCAAUGCCUACGAAUUUUCCGUAGUUUCUACGGAUCGUAAAGAGAAAUCACGGAGCUACUGAUACGACCAUAAAGUUCUACUGAAACUGCCAAAAAAAAAAUAUAGCUGUAUUAGCUCCCGUAUGCAAAAUGGCUAUGGUGAAUGCUGUUUGUUCCUGCAGCUUGCUUGGUAAUAUUCACUUGGUAAUAUUUCGAGCGAACUGAGAGAACCGAAAUUUUUAAAUGACUAUUUAAAAAAAAAAAAACAAUUAAGUGAAGAUAUACAAACACAGAGCAGUCCUACAUAAUGCAGAUGAUCAGGUACAUCAAUUACAAGUAAAUUUGUAAUUAAUUUUGGUUACUACUGAAAGCUACUGAUAAGUGUUUGAUAUUACCACUGAUAGGUCUUGUUAAAGGUUGGCAUCUCUGCACCUGUAAUUCGCGAUUUCAUUUCACGUCAAGGUAUUUCACAAAACCCUGUACCUAGCUUUCUCUAGGAGUCGUGGCAAAUUGUUGAGGGUGCAGCGGUACGGUUGACCACAUUCUCAUUGGCCCCGUCAAGAGCGGGACGACACCUCUCACCGACCUCAGCCAAUAACCACAGGAGAAAAGCUACAGUAUUUUGUUGAAAUACCUUGACACGAAAUUUAUUCGCGAAAUACAGGUGUUCCUAAUGAUAAAUUAUUCAAAGAGAGCUAUAUGCAUUUCCCCCAUGUGUUUGUUACAAUUUUUCCUGUAAAGGUCAUAUUUAGAAGUAAUUAAAAAUAAUUA